Messenger RNA from Nothoprocta perdicaria, 3170 nucleotides. RefSeq names its product dipeptidase 2-like. The record is from RefSeq and is a predicted model, not a curated record. Gene Ontology annotation, molecular function: metallodipeptidase activity. The coding region runs from base 207 to 1472 and encodes 421 amino acids. NCBI's taxonomy places the organism in Eukaryota, Metazoa, Chordata, Aves, Tinamiformes, Tinamidae. The transcript has 12 exons. Gene Ontology annotation, biological process: proteolysis.
UGCGAGCUGUGCUGCCAAGGCUUUUGGAAGAAAAAAAAGUGUUGACUGUUUGCUAUUAAAAUUGCAGCCGUUACCCUCUGGACUUCUUCCAUUAUGAUAUCAAGGAAUUCAAAGGGUACCUACCUCUAAAUGUGGGUGUCACUAAAAGGACUGAGGAGAUGCCCAAAACCUCCAUUUAAGUUGUUCUUCCAGGAACUCAACCAGGCAUGAGGAGACGUCUGCUGCAGCAGUUCCUGUGGCUGCUGCUGCUCCUCUCCGCUGCUGUGCCAUUCAACGAGGAGAAAUCGCUGCGAGAGCGAGCGAUCCRGCUGAUGCAAGAUACCCGUUUAAUUGAUGGCCACAAUGACUUUGUGCUGCGGCUGAGAAUGUUUUACCAAAAUAGGCUCAGUCAAGUCAAUUUACGGGAACUCAACCAGACCCACACAAACCUUAGGAAGCUCCAGGCGGGCUAUGUGGGAGCUCAGUUUUGGUCAGUGUAUGUUCUUUGCAGCGCUCAGAACAAGGAUGCUGUACGCCUGACCUUAGAGCAAAUUGAUGUUGUCAAAAGGAUGUGCAACAGCUACGAAGAACUUGAGCUUGUGGUGACUUCCCAAGGCAUCUCAGACAGCAGGAAGAUUGCCUGCUUGAUCGGGGUGGAAGGCGGCCACUCCAUCGACAGCAGCCUGGCCACGCUGCGGAUGUAUUAUGAGCUGGGCGUCCGCUACCUGACUUUAACCCAUUCCUGCAACACGCCGUGGUCUGAAUCAUCGUCUAAGGGAAUACAUAGGUUUUACCCUAAUGUGGCUGGUCUCACUGAGUUUGGCCAAGAAGUGAUAAAGGAGAUGAAUCGCCUGGGUAUGCUGAUAGAUUUAUCUCACACUUCGUAUUCGACGGCAAAAGCUGCGCUGCGCCUCUCAAAAGCACCAGUCAUUUUCAGCCAUUCCUCAGCUGCUGCUGUUUGCAACCACUCCAGAAACGUUCCUGAUGAUAUCCUCAAGCAACUGAAAAGGAACAAGGGGAUUAUCAUGGUGACGUUCAAUGCAGAUGUACUGGCCUGUGGCAGAAAAGUUGUUAAUGUUUCUACCGUGGCAGAUCAUUUUGACCAUAUAAAGAAAAUUGCAGGCUUUGAGUCUAUAGGGAUUGGAGGAGACUAUGAUGGAGUUCAACACUUCCCGGAGGGACUGGAAGAUGUUUCUAAAUAUCCGUCUUUGAUUGGGGAGCUUCUUAGAAGAGGAUGGAAUGAAACGGAGCUGAAAGGCAUCUUGAGGGAAAACUUCCUCCGUGUCUUUAGGGAAGCGGAAAAGGUGCGAGACAGAGGACUAAUGGACGUAAGUGAGAAAGAAAUCCCCCAAGAAGAAGUGCAAAAUUCCUGCCGCCUAGACCUAAGCAAUUAUCAACUCCAGGCAGUUGCAUCCUUUGGAUUUUCUUCUAUGGCACAGUCCUUCAGUCUAACACUUGUAAUUGCAUAUGUAAUAUUGUGUUACAUAUCAUAAGAUCUGUGGAGCUGAGAGAGAAAUGGAGUAACCUGAAGUGUAACUGCCUGUCUUGUUUGGCRAUGUUGUUAUUGUAAGGCUGGGCUGAAAUUUUGAUUUAACUUCUAUAAAUUCACUUGCGUAAUUGAAAGAUAAUGUAUAUUUUCAACAUKGUGGCAAAAGAAUUUGGAAUUUGAAAUGAUAAAUUCACUGUCAUCUUGGCAAAACCUGGACAAACAGAUGAAAAUUACUCUCAUUUUAUGGAUAAGUCCUCUGGUGUGGUAUGAAUAGGUGAAUUGAGAUGUCAUGCCUAACGCUAGUAGUAGAGAUCCAUCCUGCAGUACUAAACUCUUGCUUUCUAACCCUGGCCAGGAUAUAACAGCACUUAGAUACUGGAAAGGAGCAGAAAGGAGGAGGCUGGUGUCAUGUAUUCAGAUAGGCGCAGAGCUGUAGAUGCUCUUCUGUAAUUUGCAGGAUGCUAUUGGUUGUCCAUAGAGUAAAACAGGAAUUACAGCUUUUCAGAGGGUGAGAUCUUGUGGUUUUACUGUUUUUAAUUUUUUUUUUUGAACUGCAAAGGAGUGUUAAAUUUUAUUAGAAUGCUCUUCACAUUUUCAAAUUCUUCACAUUUUGAGAAAUGUUCCUGGAAUGGACUUAUCAGUAGCAGUUUUUAUCGAUAUUACAUCAGGCUAAGAUCAGAGCCUGAUUAAAAAGCCUGAUAUUSCAUAUCUGCUGCUGCUUCAGCACUUGUAAAAUGCUUCUUUCAAAUUUACAAAUGUACGUGAGGCUAGAAGCUACUUUUUAAUUGAAAAGCAUGUAUUGAGAUAGGCCUAUCCUUGGUAGGCUCUUGUGACUCAAAGCUGGAAUUUUAAUUUAACACAAGAUUCAUGCUGAUGUUACAAGAUGGCAUCCCUAAAUCUUUGUAGAGUUAUUUCCCAGUGGUUGCUGGAAAAUACUGCUUUUUGGUACAUAAUAUUUGCUUUUUUGUGAUGUACUGAUAUAUCUGCACAAUUAUCUUUUACUGUAGCAUCAAGCAAAGUCUUGUWAUUGGCUAUGAACAGUAUUUGUAAAUAUACAAGGCGUUUACUAACUGAUAGACAACGAUAAACAUGAACAGAUUAGAAACAGCAAGCCAGCUGUUCUUCAGAGUCACCUAAGACUGCUUCUAGCAUCUGUUGUUGCCCGUGUACAAUUAGGGUUGCUGAAUGCAGACUGUGCUCGUGUUGCUUCAAACUGAAGCUUCAUUAACUCUCCUGAUACAGUAGUCCCUUUGAUAAGAAUAUUCUGGACAUGCUGGAGUCGCUUGCUGAAGUCUUUGCAAGUCAUGUUGAAUCAUCUAGUACAUACAAGCCACAUUUUUAAGUACAGUUCCUCAAAAAAUAAUUCUGUUUCUAUAUAUAUAUGUUUGUAUAUAUACAAAGUUGGAAUUGGUGCACUAGCUCAGAUGUUUUGGCUUCCUUGAUUUUUAGCAUCAGAAUUUCUUUCUAAGGCACACAGUACUAGAAGGAUGAUGAAUUCAACAGCAAAAACAUAUACUUCUCAUUAAUAAUUUUGUAAGCUCUUUGGAAAUUGCCUUUCAUCUCUUUGAACAGAACUAGUACUGCAAUAUAAGUUAAUUGCACACUUGAAAUGUAAAAUGCUUGUUCUGUCUGUUCAGCUUUUCUUUUUUGUCAUGUUGCUUCCUUGCCCMUGAAUUUCUACCUUUUUUGUCCACACAGAAGA